AUGGGAGGCGUCUGCGGUACCCAAGCCAACAGAUACGUGGAGGUCCGCAGAGUGUUCGAGGGAAGUCUGUUUCUCCAGCUCAUCGCCCAGGCCAAGCAGCUCGCCGUGAUUUUUGACGGCUGCGUGAGUCUUUUCGACGCAAACGGCAAAAAUUCGCUCAACAUUCGCGCGCUCAUGCCUCUCGGACGCAGUCCUCGGAUCAUGGUGCCCCAUAGUCCUGACGCCGCGUACGCUCUUGGCUCCAAGUUUGAAGGAGAAGUGAUCCUCACUUCGGAGGUAUUUCUCUUCUGGAAAUCUGACAGGGAAAUCGUCUGUCGAUACGUGACUGAGGGUGCAGGGCACGAGGUUGUCCUGCAGUCGACCAUGUGCGCUCAAGUGGAGCUGCAGAACCUAUCUCAAUAUCUGCUGCUGCCUCCCCACUCUCUGCCUGAUGUCGUAGAGAGCAAGAAAGACUCGUCGCUCAACGCGCUCACCAAUGCGGAUUUCAUCGGUCUCCUCGGUACCAUCCCGUUCUUCGCGAACUUGCCAAACGACAAGCUCUCUCUGCUGACCGAAAUGUCCACAAUCCGCGUCUACCCGAGCAACAGCGUCAUCUUCCGCGAAGACGAAGGCAUCAGCACCCAAAUGUUCGUGACUCUGGCAGGGUCAGUAGAGGUGACAAGCUCCAGAGCAGCUACCCCCUUGGCGAAGCUAGAAGCGGGGUCCUUCUUCGGAGAAAUGUCGCUCCUUAUCAACAUUCCUCGCGCAGCAACCGUCAAGGCACUUGAGAGCUGUAUGCUGAUGAGUAUCGAGAAAAAAUCCUUCCAUACACUGCUGGAUCAAUGCCCCGAUGUGCAAGUAAGCGUCAGCAAGCUUCUCAAAGAGAGAUUACUCUUGAAGGCCAUCGUGAGUGGAGUGCUGCCCUUCCUCGAGUCAAUACCCAGCGAACGAAUGAUCCGCUUCAGCCACGAGCUCGACAUCGAAGACCAGGUCCACAAAAACGACGUUGUGCUGCGACAACCAGAUGAGCACUACCCACAUGAGCCAAGAUUUGUCUUCUUGGUGUACGGCGCGCUUGAAAUCACGUCCAAGCAGCGGAAGCCUAGCAAAUUCGGGCUGGACAACAGCGUCUUCCUCACACCCGGGUGUUAUCUGGGUCCAUUCACCUUCGAACGGCUGAACUUGCGCAAGGGGAAAGUGCUCGCUCGCUCUGCUGCAGUGCUGCUUACCUGCCCCUUCCACAAGAUCCUAGAGCUCUUCGAGGAGUUCCCUGCUGCCGGUGCAGCAGCCAACAUCGCUUGGUUCGGGGAGCGGUGUGACUUUGCCAGCGUGUUGCGCCACGGCGUCUUGACUCAGCGGUUCCAGGCGUUUCUCGAGGCCGAACACAGCGACGAGAACUUUCUGUUCUUCCUGGACAUUGAGAAGUUCCGCGUAGUGGAGGACGACGGCGAGCGGCGCGAACUGUCCAAGCAUAUCCGAACGCAUUAUAUCCAGCCAGACGCCCCAAAGGAAGUCAACCUGCCUGCGGGGAUCCGGGACGGACUCUUGGAGACGAUGGACAAGCUGGCACCGACGGACGUAAUAGGGCCCUCGUUCUUCGACGAGGCCUGCGACGAGAUCAUGCGGCUCAUGGUCAAAGACAGCUUCCCGCGGUUCAAGAAGAGCCUGCACUUCCAGAACGUCGUCGACACGCUGGACCCGCACACGAACCGGAAAGGCUCUCGGCUGGUGGCCGCAUGUCACCACUUCCGCGACUCGCUGCAGGUGCUGCGGCCCGGCCACGUCGACAUGAAGCACAUGCAGCUCGACCGCAUGCUGAGCACGAUCCAGAAAUCCCACGCCAGGAAAAAGAUCUCCUCGGGCCUGGCCAUCUCCCAACAGUAA
Molecule: messenger RNA, 1863 nt
Organism: Phytophthora sojae
Lineage: Eukaryota; Oomycota; Peronosporomycetes; Peronosporales; Peronosporaceae
Exons: 2
Coding region: 1-1863 (620 amino acids)
Source: RefSeq, a predicted model, not a curated record